This is a messenger RNA of Penicillium chermesinum, 1437 nucleotides long. RefSeq lists its product as uncharacterized. Gene Ontology annotation, biological process: proteasome-mediated ubiquitin-dependent protein catabolic process. The record is from RefSeq and is a predicted model, not a curated record. NCBI's taxonomy places the organism in Eukaryota, Fungi, Ascomycota, Eurotiomycetes, Eurotiales, Aspergillaceae. The transcript has 4 exons. The coding region runs from base 1 to 1437 and encodes 478 amino acids. Gene Ontology annotation, cellular component: nucleus. Gene Ontology annotation, molecular function: ubiquitin protein ligase activity; metal ion binding.
AUGGCUGAUGGCAGUGUCGCUGCCGCGGCCGCGGGACUCGUUAAUACGCUGCAAGGUCAUGUCGAUGACAUUCGGAGCAUCUUGCAAUGCGGUAUCUGCAUGCGACCCUUGUACGAACCCUUUACACUCGCCUGUGGUCAUACUUUCUGCUAUUCCUGUCUUUCAUCAUGGUUCUCGGGCGGGAGAUCGAAGAGAACGUGCCCUGAUUGUCGAGCGCCUGUCAAGCAACAGCCUGCGCCUGCUUAUUUGGUCCGAGCUGUUGUACAAAUGUUCACGAGUCGCGCAGAGCUUUUAGACAAAGAAGAAACGACGGACGACCACAGGCGAUGCCAUCAAGAAGAGACUGAAAGGCUGGACAAGGACAAGGCAAACGAAGACCCUACAAAUGGAGGGCUUUUUGGUGGCUUGUUCAAAAAGGGCCCGUCACUCAAGCCGAUUAUUGAUGUGGAGGAUGGGGUCACUCGUUGUCCUGAGUGCUCUUGGGAACUGGAUUCGGAAAUGCAGUGCACAGCCUGUGGCUACCAAGAGGGCGACGAACUGAGCACAGACACUAGCGGCUCAGACUUGACCGACACCGACUACGACGACUCCGUAUUUGAUGCCGAUGAUUAUGAGGACGACCCUUUCGAUAGCCAAGAUGCCGAUAUGUUGCCAUUGGAUUCGUUGGGUCUCAUGGCGGCUUCUCGAUUGUACGGUCGACCAGAGAACCGAAACACUUGGCAAGCCUUCCCAUCUAUGAGUGGGCAGGUGCCCGGGAUCGAAUCUUUCCUUGCAGGGUUCCCAGCUGCAUUCCGACCAAGGCCCUUUCUCGAUACUUUUGACGGCGAAGAUGAAGAAGAGGAAGAGGAGGAGGAAGAAGACGAUGAUUAUGAGGUUGAUUCCUUUAUCGACGACGAAGAAAAUGCAGACAUGGAAGAAGAUAUCGAUGGCUUGGAUGUGGAGUCCUCCUCUGACCGCUCUACUAUAGUGGGCAGUGAGCGCAAUCGGCAGGUUCCCGAAGUCCAAUAUCCUACCGUGCAACCGGCACGACGUCCACAAGCGAACUGGGAUACACCUUUUCCAAUCUCUGACGAUGAAGACUCGAGCGAGGACGACGAAACAACGGGUUAUCACGAUAUUCUGGAAGCUGAAGAAGAUUGGAAUGAAGACGAAGAUGAGGGUGAGGAUGGUACCGACGACGAUGAGUACGACUCUGAAGAACCAACCCGAUCACAUGCGCGCCGUCGUGUCUAUGUCCCUGAUUCAAUAAGCCCAGCACCAGAGGAGAGCGAGUCUAUGGACUCUAGCUCACCGCCGCGACCUCGACAGCCCGCGAGGGCCAAUGGUGGCACAACUGUGCAAAAUGCCAUCACCAUCGAUGAUUCCGAUGAUGAACAGCCUGUUGGCCCUGUGCGAAGAGCUGGCCAACGGCGACAUGUCCGAUUCUCUCCAUACUAG